AUGUCUGCAACGAAUGAUCCUACGAAGGAACUCGUCCCCGACGUUGUUGCAGCUGCCAGCGAUACGGACCGCCAGCCACCGGCGGAAAUUGUUUCUGCUAGAAAGCAGUCAUGGAGCGACAUUUUCACUAUUGCCUGUGCCGGCUUUGCUUUGAUUAGCGAUGGGUAUCAGAACAACCUGAUGACUAUGACAAACGUCGUCCUCAAGGCGGAGUAUCCUCAACAGUACACGUCCGAAGUUACUAUUGGCCUCACCUGCGACUACCUUGGGCGCAAGUUCGCCAUCAUUUUGACGACCGCCUUGAUUGUUUUGGGGUCGAUUCUCGCAACUGCAGCCAGUGGAGUCACCAUUGAUGGCAUGUUUUGGAUGAUGACUGUCGCUCGUGGCAUCAUAGGCUUCGGUGCUGGUGGAGAGUAUCCUGCCUCUUCAACAUCUGCAUCAGAAGCCGCGAACGAACACUCUCUGAAGAACAGGGGCCCGAUUUUCAUCCUCGUCACGAACUUGCCGCUGUCAUUUGGCGGGCCUUUGCCAGUCAGCAUCUUUCUCAUUGUAUUCUCUGCCGCCGCUGGGCCUCAACACCUAUCGACUAUCUGGCGCGUAUGUUUCGGAAUUGGAUGCGCUCUGCCUUUGACAGUAUUCUACUUUCGACUGAAAAUGCUGAACUCCAAAUUAUACCGCCGCGGAGCAAUCAAACGUCAUGUGCCAUACAGAUUGGUAAUUCGAUACUAUUGGAAGCGCCUCAUAGGAACCGCUGGUGCAUGGUUCUUAUACGACUUUGUCACCUUCCCAAACGGCGUUUUCUCCGGUGUCAUUAUUUCAUCUGUCGUCAAGAACUCCAGCAUCAAGUCUACUGCAGAGUACCAACUCCUUCUCGGCGCUAUAGGUCUGCCCGGUGUUCUUCUGGGUGCAUACUUAUGCGAUCGAAUCGGCCGCAAGAACGUCAUGAUGCUGGGGUUUUCUGGCUAUCUUGUGUUUGGCCUGAUAAUUGGGGUGGCAUACGACCAAAUCACCAAGAUUCUACCUCUUUUCGUAGUUUUCUACGGCCUUAUGCAAAGUUCUGGCAACAUGGGACCGGGUGAUAUGCUUGGGUUGCUUUCUUCAGAGUCCUAUGCAACCGCAGUUCGCGGAACCUGCUACGGUCUCUCUGCUGCAGUGGGCAAAGCUGGUGCAGCGAUCGGAACACAGGCUUUCACACCAAUACAGGCUAGUCUUGGAAAGCGCUGGACAUUCAUCAUCGCGGCCAUAUGUGGAGUUGUUGGCGUUCUGGUGACUUACUUCUUCGUUCCGAACCUUAAAGGUGACGAUCUCUCAGAAGAGGACGCCAGGUUCCACGCGUAUCUACUCAGCCAGGGCUGGGACGGUGAAAUGGGAGAAAAGGACACUCCAGGCGUGGUUGGAGACAAGCCUGAGGUUGAAGUCGCACACGAGGGCAGUGCCAAGAAGAUAUAA
Molecule: messenger RNA, 1449 nt
Organism: Colletotrichum aenigma
Lineage: Eukaryota; Fungi; Ascomycota; Sordariomycetes; Glomerellales; Glomerellaceae
Gene: GIT1-0
Product: Glycerophosphoinositol permease 1
Exons: 3
Coding region: 1-1449 (482 amino acids)
Biological process (GO): carboxylic acid transport; transmembrane transport
Cellular component (GO): plasma membrane
Molecular function (GO): carboxylic acid transmembrane transporter activity
Source: RefSeq, a predicted model, not a curated record